Oikopleura dioica is the source of this 576-nucleotide messenger RNA. Lineage: Eukaryota; Metazoa; Chordata; Appendicularia; Copelata; Oikopleuridae. The record is from the annotation of a GenBank genome assembly.
AUGAACUCCGAGAUUUACAAACCGGGAGAAACAGCCAUCGUCGUGGUCGACGUUCAAGCUCCCUUUUACUCCGGAUUCCCGGGCAUUCCCGAGAGCUUUCCAGAUUUUCCAGAUUCAAUUAGGAGGUUUCUGUCUGCUGCUAGAGAAAAGGGCUUCAGAAUUUGCCACCUGAAUCAAGAGUCGCUUUCAGGAAAAGACAAGUGGCUUGACAAUUGGUAUCGAAAAAAUGGCAACGAUUGGAGCUGCGAUAUUGUUGCAGGAAACAUUGAAGAAUUCGCCGCACCGGCCGCUGGAGAGCCGAUUUUUGUCAAGCAUGAUUUUGACGGGUUCAGUUGCCCUCAGUUUCCCGCAUAUUUAGAGCGACAUGGCAUCAAAUCACUCAUCAUUGUCGGACUUUUGGCCACGAUUUGCGUUCAUUACACGGCCAUUUCAGCGUACAUGAGAGGAUUUCCGACGGCAAUUAUCGACGAAUGUGUUGCUGACCGAAGCAAAGAGAAAUUCGAAGCCCUGAAAACUCUGACCGGCCAUCUCUUUGAUUUUGUCAAACUUGACGAGUUUCUCUCUGUCCAAACAUAA